GCGUGUUUGAUGUUACGCGUAUUUGAACGAAUAUGCGAGGAAAGUUCGUUCGGGUGGCCGCGCAAACGAGCCGGGCACGUCUGUCGUUUCUAUUUGCCCCGAUGGAUCCCUUCAGAAAGCGAAACACAAUGCUCGUGAAGGAGGAAACGCAGGAAGAACUGGAGAAGGGAUGACGAGCAGACAGGCGAUAGGAGGAGUUGCAACAAGAAGGGAAAUUGUGUAAUUUAUUCAACUGAGCAAGGGGCCAACAUUAGUUCGAAAAUCUUGAGAACGACACGUUCCAUUCGUUCACUUGCGUAAUCGGAAUCCAUCGAAUCAUCGUUGCGAUCAAAGUUAAUGUUCGAUCAGUGUUAAUCAGUUCUGUAGGAUUACAGAAAUGUCGGUGGAUAUUUAGGACUAUUUGGAUAAUAUGGAUUGUACUCGUACAUAUUUAGAAAAAUUAAUUGAUCGAAAACUUGAAAGUCUGACUACGAGAGAUCCUAUUUUACUUCCAAACUUGUUAGAUUCUAGCAAGGCUGUGAAAUUACAAAAUUACCAAAUAAUUUUUGAAGUCAACAAAACUUUGUUUCUGGCUAGGCCUCGAUUCGUUUUUUAUGUCUACGAUUUCGUUUAUCCCAGCUGUUAACUCAGCCCUUCUGCGUUGCUCAACUGUUUCCUCUCUGAAAAGGAAACGGGUCUCAUCGCGGACACAGUGCACGCUAUCUUACUAACACACCUACUUAAAGAGCGCAAAGGAAGGUCAGUCUAUUAAUAGUGUAACCUGGGAUCAUCGGGCUCUCGACCAUCGAGAGUUCUAUCGUUGUCUUACAUAAUGGAAUAUUGCGCUGGUUCGUUUAGAGAUGCGACUAUCAACCGUCCAAGAUUGCCCGAUAAAUCCUUGUCUGUGAUGUAACCAUUUUCAGGUAAAAGAACAAUCAUUAUUAAAACGCGGACUUUUAAGUUUACCUCUUGUUUCGAAGAAGCAGAGGAAGAAGCUCAUCAAAAGCUCAUUCGUUAAGAAUUCCAGAUAAAAACCAUAAAUAAAACUUCCACUACGUAGAUGAUGCAUUAGCUAUUUAGAGACUUAAUUUAAUCUAAUUAUUGUAUUAUCGAGUUAUAUUCGUGGCAGGAACAAAAUGGGUAAGAAGAUUUGGUUUGACUAUUGGAGUUUAUUUUCAUCUCUCACGCAGAGAGUAUUUAAAUAUUAGUAGAUUCUUAUUCUCGCUUUAAUCGAUUUUAUAUUAGGUAUAUUAUGUUAUAGGUAUUACAUUGCACGAUCGACUUUAUAUUAUUUUUAAUCCACUAUAACUUAUAUAUUUUAUUUAUAGCUUGUGUAAGCGGUAAACAUUAUAAAAAUGCACCUACAUAUUAUGUGCAUUUUCUUUCAGUAACGACUAAUAACUGAGAAUAUAUGAGAGAUAUACAUUGUCAGAUUACUGUAAACUGUGUUAAAAUAAUGUCUCAACAUUCUGAUAAACAACGCGAAGAAGUAAAAUUCGCAUACGAUGCGAGCACUUGUACAAUGUUCGCGACUUUGUUACCACUAUGAGAAGCUAUCAACAGAGAGAACGAGAAUCUACUGGAUAAAGUGUGAAUCAAAAGAAGUGGGGACAUAGUGAGAAUGCUGCAAGCAUGCUGGUAACUUCGGCCGGUCGUGAAAGUGCCGUAAGUCACGUUUUAACGAGCGCCCGAUUUAUACCGUCGCGUCGCCGUUCCACUAACCUCGCAACGUUCAUACUGUUGAUACCAAGCUCACGCUUUCCGAUGCGAAAACUACGAAAUCGAUGCCUAAGCCAUGGAAAAAUAAACGUCGCCGAUCACUUUAAAUCGAUAUCAAGGUACAUUGUAAUGGCCGCGAAUUGCUAAAUAUUGUUUCUGUUUAUCGUUCGCAUGUAGCAUCGCGUUAAUUCGACGGGCGUGAAAACGAAAGGACAGAAAAUUUUUGACUUUGCGAUUGGUGAGAUAAUCGGAUCGUGUGUGUUACGCCGCCAUAUUUCGAAAUCUGGUCAAAUUUGUGUAAUUGCAGUCUUAUUAAAACUGAAAGUUACGACUAAUCGCGUACCUAGAUAACGAAAUUGAAAAAUGCAUAGAAAAUGGAAAAUCAAUUAAGUAAAAGGUUUUCACGAUCACGUGUUCAAACAUCCCCAUGGGCUAUUAAUUUCCCCUUCUGUAUUAUAUGGCGCGAGGGCACAAUGUUCGUUUUACCUCAGCUGAAAAUUAAUUUGUCUAUUAACUUAUCUUCGAGAUGAAUCGUCGUUUUUCUUGCGCUUCUAUGCUUCAUCUGUAUUCCGGGAGAGCCGCGAGCAUACUUUGUUUCCACUAUUGGUAAACGCACGUGUUCGCGUAGAUAUGCAAAUCGAUAUUGCCCACGUCGUUAUAUAGCAUCUAAUUGUCUGUCAUAAGCAUAUAACCGUGUUCUCCGUGCAGGUUUCUAUGCAUGUUUUGGCCUGCCCGUGCACAUAACGUACGUAUGCCCGGUUUAUGCGUGUUAGACAUAUCUGUUAUAGCUACGUUUACUAAUCGCAUGUUAUAUUUGUACCUCUGAAUAAUGAUAGGGAUUUCUAGAUGUACGAGCAGUCACUUCUCCAAUGAUUUACACUGUACGCUUCUGUUCGUAAUUGAAAUGCGUAACCGAUUUUU
This is a messenger RNA of Heterotrigona itama, 2619 nucleotides long. NCBI's taxonomy places the organism in Eukaryota, Metazoa, Arthropoda, Insecta, Hymenoptera, Apidae. The record is from the annotation of a GenBank genome assembly.